Molecule: messenger RNA, 357 nt
Organism: Gongylonema pulchrum
Lineage: Eukaryota; Metazoa; Nematoda; Chromadorea; Rhabditida; Gongylonematidae
Source: the annotation of a GenBank genome assembly
AUGACGGAAUUGCCGCUACGAACAGUGACACGACGACGUGUUGCGCUGAAUAACGUGAAUCCGGAAGGCGGAAGUCACGGGCCAGAAGAGGACGAGAGUAAGUCGAGGCUUCCAAAGGCUAGCCCGUUCUCGCCCUUCUCCACUCUCUCGGCAUCGUUGUGGAGCUCCGCACAGCGCACCCUGUCAGGCGUCACCACAACUUUUGCUGCUCCCGAAAAUAAUUCGUCUGAGCUGUCGCCGUCGCCGCCGCCGCCGUCGCUUAAACCUUCCGAAGAAAUGCCUUCUCGAGAUCGUACAGCGGAAUUUCGCACCACCGCAAAAUCUUAUCAGGUUGCAUUUUGCGUCCUUUGUUCGAUA